Colletotrichum gloeosporioides is the source of this 885-nucleotide messenger RNA. RefSeq lists its product as uncharacterized. NCBI's taxonomy places the organism in Eukaryota, Fungi, Ascomycota, Sordariomycetes, Glomerellales, Glomerellaceae. The record is from RefSeq and is a predicted model, not a curated record. The annotation marks the transcript as partial. The transcript has 2 exons.
GGCAAGAAGAGCGAGAGGAGAUCCAAGCCGAAAGAGAGCAGCAGCAAACAGGGAGGGGCACCGCAAACGGCUCCAUUGAGCUUUCUCUUUGUCGUAAACGAGUUCGAAAUAUGUGAUGGCGAGGAUGGUCCCCUUUGCGACAGGUUUGGCAACCCUCUGCCACCAAAUACCAGCGCAAAUUAUGGCACCGAGAGCCCAGGCACUGUUUGGCGAUACGGGAAUGGGACCGUAAGCCAAGCAGAUGGCUAUCUCUGGAGACGACCUCAGCCAGGACAGCCAGGCAAUAUCGCCUAUGAGUACCAAAGUCUGGACGAGUAUGGUCAACAAACAUCGCUCGAUUACAACAUGGGAGUUCAUAGUACUCACAGCGUUUUCAACUGCUGGCGUUUCCUUCCAUGCAUCUACGCGGACGCUGACACGUCCAUCGUCGAAGACUUAGAAGUCGAGCAUAGAUGGAUGCAACUGGAGUUCGACCACGACUCUCGAGAACCCGGGAUGACUCGCAUCAGUGGUUCCGAAAGAUACGUCGCCGGCAGAAACCCAUCAUGGAUACCCAGUCUCCUGCCCGAGACAUACGCGCUGCCGCAGUCCCAGUCCAGCAGCUCGCCUCAAUCGAAGGGCCUCGGUGGUCCUCUUGGGAUCAUAAUCGGACUUAUGGCCUUCAACAGAAGACCUCGUCAUGCCGAUUAUGUGUUUCAACAGGGCUGGUGGAGGAACAAUCGUUGGACAGGUGGGCCUCGUUCCACUCAUGCGGAGCCAGACUCGAAAGGUCCGCCGCGGGGAGUACUGGUACAGAUCUGCUACGACGAGUACUCCAACCCGCAUGGUUCCAACUUUGAGACCCUCAAUGACUUUGAAGAAAACGGCAAAGCCAUCAUUGGGUAA